AUGGCAGGCGUGAAAAGGAAACCAGAAGAUAUGGCAACCGAUCCGGCCACAUCGCCUGAGACAAAGUCCCCAUUUCUUCCAAUUUUCGAAACCUUCCGGGCAGAGCUGGACGAGCACCAUGACCGUAGAGAGAAUAUCACCAAAGCGUCCAGAGAUGUGACUGCUCAGAGUAAGAAGAUCAUCUUCGCCUUACAAAGAGUCCGUGAGCUGGGCAAGCCUAUCCACCCUUCAAUUUCGAAGACAAUUACUCCCAUGUACACUACCAUCCGCAACCUAUUAGAAGGUGUCGUCCCAGAUUUACAGAGCAUCAACACGUACCGAUACCGAGACAGGAUUACAGGAGGCAUCCAGGAGUACAUCGAAGCGGUGACAUUCCAGUACUACCUAGAGACCCAGCGGAUCAUGAGCUUCGAUGAGGCAGCGGCUCAACUCCCCGAAGGUAUCAUGCUCACCUACGAGGAUUACGCGCUGGGCCUGUUUGAUAUGACUGGCGAGCUAAUGCGGUUUGCCAUCACAUAUAUGGCCACGAACGGGAAAUUACCGACACAUUCAGGAGAAGACAAGUCGUCCAAAUCUUCGAUCUUGACUGAUAUGCAAGAUCUCCGAGCCGCCUUCGAAGGGGUCAAUCCCGGGAAAGUCUACCCUUUGACAAAGGAAUUCGAGUCCAAACUCAAGACCACAAGGCAGUCGGUGGAGAAGGUCGAGAACGGCGUCUACCAGAUGAUCGUCCGGGGCAAGGAGAGGCCUAAAGGUUGGAGGCCGGACACCGACACCAGAGGUGGGGGCGAGACUGAGGCAGUGGAGAGCUAUUGA
This is a messenger RNA of Cladophialophora yegresii CBS 114405, 813 nucleotides long. RefSeq lists its product as uncharacterized. Gene Ontology annotation, cellular component: cytoplasm; nucleus. The transcript has 3 exons. The record is from RefSeq and is a predicted model, not a curated record. Lineage: Eukaryota; Fungi; Ascomycota; Eurotiomycetes; Chaetothyriales; Herpotrichiellaceae. Gene Ontology annotation, molecular function: sequence-specific DNA binding; RNA binding; RNA endonuclease activity. The coding region runs from base 1 to 813 and encodes 270 amino acids.